Molecule: messenger RNA, 1712 nt
Organism: Oncorhynchus gorbuscha (pink salmon)
Lineage: Eukaryota; Metazoa; Chordata; Actinopteri; Salmoniformes; Salmonidae
Gene: fbp1a
Product: fructose-1,6-bisphosphatase 1a
Exons: 7
Coding region: 139-1164 (341 amino acids)
Biological process (GO): sucrose biosynthetic process; fructose 1,6-bisphosphate metabolic process; gluconeogenesis
Cellular component (GO): cytoplasm; cytosol
Molecular function (GO): fructose 1,6-bisphosphate 1-phosphatase activity
Source: RefSeq, a predicted model, not a curated record
CGGAUUGGCUGUCCUGUCUUUACUACACUCUCUUAUCUCAAAGUUCCGUGUUAACAGUCAGGCAUUUCAUUGUUUGAUUUGUAGUCAACAUUAUCAUUCAGGACUCUUCUGGCCCGCCGCUCUACGAUCUUUGCAGUCAUGUCUGACCGAGGCUCUUUUGAUACCAACGUGGUGACUUUAACCCGGUUUGUGCUGGAGGAAGGGAGGAAAGCGAAGGGGACAGGGGAGCUCACUACCCUGCUCAACUCGAUGUGCACGGCCGUCAAAGCCAUCUCCACAGCCGUGAGGAAAGCUGGCAUCGCCAACCUGUAUGGCAUAGCGGGCAGCACCAAUGUGACGGGGGACCAGGUGAAGAAGCUGGACAUCCUGUCUAACAACCUGGUUAUCAACAUGAUCAAAUCCUCCUUCACUUCCUGUGUCCUGGUGUCAGAGGAGGAUGACACAGCCAUCAUAGUAGAACCAGACAGACAGGGUAAAUACGUGGUGUGUUUUGACCCUCUGGAUGGUUCCUCCAACAUCGACUGCUUGGCUUCCAUCGGCACCAUCUUUGCUGUGUUUAGAAAGACGACAGAGGACGACCCGUGUGAGAACGACGCGCUGCAGCCCGGUAGGAACAUCGUUGCGGCUGGAUACGCCCUCUAUGGCAGCGCCACCAUGAUGGUACUGUCCACUGGGCAGGGGGUCAACUGCUUCAUGUUGGACCCGGCCAUUGGUGAGUUCAUUCUGGUGGACAGAGAUCUAAAGAUCAAACCGAAAGGGAAUAUCUACAGUCUGAAUGAAGGAUACUCCAAAUACUUUGACCCCGCUGUCACGGAGUACCUGCAAAAGAAGAAGUUCCCCGAGGAUGGCAGUGCCCCGUACGGUGCCCGCUAUGUGGGUUCUAUGGUAGCAGACGUCCACAGGACCCUGGUCUACGGAGGAAUCUUCCUCUACCCUGCUAACGUCAAGAGCCCCGAGGGAAAGCUGCGUCUGCUGUAUGAGUGCAACCCCAUGGCGUUCAUCAUCGAGCAGGCGGGCGGUAUGGCAACCACAGGAAGUCAGAACGUCCUGGACAUUCAGCCAAUCAACAUCCACCAGAGAGUUCCCGUGGUGCUGGGGUCACCUAGUGACGUCCAGGAGUACCUGGAUAUAUACCAAAAACACCAGGCCAACAAUGGUAACUAGGGACCGCACACACCAGGCCAACAAUGGUAACUAGCGACCGCACACUCCAGGCCAACAAUGGUAACUAGGGUCCUAGUAACUAGGGACCAAGCAGGUACACACUCCCUAUGUAAAGACCCAUUAUAAACCAAGAGACCAAAGAUCCUCUAUAAGACUCAACGGGAUCAGCAUGUUGUUGACCAAGUGACCAACGAUACACCAACACUCCAUCAACCACUAGACUAGACCAAAGAUACACCCUCAUGCCUCACCACCCAGACCAAAGAAUAAGUAAACCAAGAUAGCCACCAACUACUUCCAAUCCUGGACCAGGAACUGAAGGGGAAGAGACCAUUUUCCCCGUAUUCCUUCAUUGUCAUUUAUUUUCAAAGAAUUUGCAGUACCUUCUCAGACCACUAUGGGGAACCAGUGUGUGAAAUAUUUAUCAGUACUACUAAAUGUCAGACCUAAUGUUACCUCUAUGCAGUAUAUAAGAUAUGUGCCUUGACACAGAUUGUUUGGGAUGAUGAAGCAUGUGAAUAAUAAACCUCGGUGGUGCUGUUACCAAA